Messenger RNA from Pistacia vera, 1243 nucleotides. RefSeq names its product ankyrin repeat-containing protein ITN1-like. Bases 157 to 1113 code for a protein of 318 amino acids. The transcript is spliced from 2 exons. Lineage: Eukaryota; Viridiplantae; Streptophyta; Magnoliopsida; Sapindales; Anacardiaceae. Gene Ontology annotation, cellular component: plasma membrane. The record is from RefSeq and is a predicted model, not a curated record. Gene Ontology annotation, molecular function: protein phosphatase regulator activity; protein phosphatase 1 binding.
AAAAUACUUGAGAAAAAGAAGAGUUUGACAAAAAAAGUGGACCAAUAUGGGUGGACUCCACUUCAUUAUGCUGCAUAUUACAAUCUUACUUCAAUUACACAAGUCAUAUUAGAAUUUGAUGAAUCUGCUGCAUGCAUACCUGACAAGGAUCUUAAAAUGACACCUCUUCAUGUGGCUAGCAGUCAAGGGAAUCUAAAGGUAAUAGAAAAAAUUCUUUUUCAUUCUCCACAAUGUUGUGAACUGGUGCAUGCUAGAGGUUGGAAUUUCCUUCACUUUGCUAUGGUGAGUUUACAUGAAGAAGAUGUGGAUGUUCUCCUACAAAAUCCACUAGCUAGGAGUCUUAUACAUCAGAAGGAUGCCAAGGGGAACACUCCUCUCCAUGUUCUUGCAGCUUCAAAACGAAAUAAUUCAUUCGAGCUCAACAGUAUCAACUUGAAGCAUAAAAGCAACCUUCGGGUUAUCAACAGGCAAAAUAUUAAUGUCAAACAUAUAUUAAGCUAUGGCUUUCCAGAGCUUGAGCAAGAAAUUCAAGCAUUAACCAAAGAUGUUUGCAAUGGACAACGUCCAAGAGGUGUUAUCUGUAGUAGAAGAAAACCCAACAGUGAAAAUGUAUUUGAACUGGAUCCGAAAGAAAGAGAUACGCAUUUGAUAGUGGCUGCACUCAUAGCAACAGUAACCUUCGCAGCAGCUUUCACCGUGCCUGCUGGUUACCAAAGCGAAAAAGGUCAGAAUCAAGGUACUGCAAUCCUAAGUAGAAACUAUCAUUUUCAAACAUUUAUUAUAGCGGAUCUCAUCGCCAUGUUCCUCUCUCUUUCGGCUAUCCUUUUUCACUUUUCCAUGGAGUUUAAAUUUUUCCGAGAAGUACUGUUUCUCUUCGACACUGCAGUUGUCGGUACCAUUUUUGCCCUGAUAGCAAUGGUGAUUGCUUUCGUUAGUGGCAUUCGUGCUGUUUUGCUACCCCCUGUGGGGCUUUUUUCUGCCAUUUUAUGUAUUUGCAUCGGCUUCUGCAUCCUCGUGAGUGGCAUAAUGGUGAAAGUAAUCAUCGACGAGUGGAGGGAACAAAAGUUACGCACGAAUCAGAUAGAAACUUCCAGAAAUGGUUCAGCUACUUAAAAUGCAGAGGAUAGCUUCCAUGUUAAACAUUCUCAUGUCUUUUAGGGGUAGACGUUAGCACUUCUGUUAAAUUCAAGCUUGGUAUCAAUAAAUACUAAAAGACAAUGUUACAAUUAUUAAGACAAAAAGA